Pseudovirgaria hyperparasitica is the source of this 237-nucleotide messenger RNA. RefSeq lists its product as uncharacterized. The record is from RefSeq and is a predicted model, not a curated record. Lineage: Eukaryota; Fungi; Ascomycota; Dothideomycetes; Acrospermales; Acrospermaceae. The annotation marks the transcript as partial. The transcript has a single exon.
UCACAAAAGCCACUAGUCGAUGAAUCGCCGCAGAAGAAUGGCACAAAGUGGACCCAGCAGGAAGAUGAGCUCAUUGUCUUAUUAAGGGGCCAAGGUAUGAAGUGGGAGGGCAUUUCCAAGAGGAUUCCCGGACGGAGUGCCAUCUCAUGCCGACUUCGCUAUCAGAACUACCUCAAGAAGCGCGCACACUGGGACGAGGAUAAGAAAAAUAAGCUCGCGCGACUCUACGUCCGGUAU